Papilio polytes (common Mormon) is the source of this 2952-nucleotide messenger RNA. It is a transcript of the gene AP-1-2beta, whose product is annotated as AP-1 complex subunit beta-1. The record is from RefSeq and is a predicted model, not a curated record. Gene Ontology annotation, biological process: vesicle-mediated transport; intracellular protein transport. Gene Ontology annotation, cellular component: membrane coat; clathrin adaptor complex. The transcript is spliced from 17 exons. Gene Ontology annotation, molecular function: clathrin binding. NCBI's taxonomy places the organism in Eukaryota, Metazoa, Arthropoda, Insecta, Lepidoptera, Papilionidae. The coding region runs from base 1 to 2727 and encodes 908 amino acids.
AUGACUGAUUCAAAGUAUUUUACAACAACCAAGAAGGGUGAGAUUUUCGAAUUGAAAUCUGAAUUAAACAGCGAUAAGAAAGAAAAAAAGAAGGAAGCAGUAAAGAAGGUCAUAGCUUCUAUGACAGUUGGUAAAGAUGUGUCAGCUCUUUUCCCCGAUGUUGUCAAUUGCAUGCAAACUGACAAUCUGGAGCUGAAGAAACUGGUCUACCUCUACCUAAUGAACUACGCUAAAUCUCAGCCGGACAUGGCUAUAAUGGCCGUAAAUACAUUUGUUAAGGAUUGCGAAGACUCGAACCCUCUGAUCCGAGCGUUGGCUGUGCGGACUAUGGGUUGCAUCCGAGUGGACAAAAUCACGGAGUAUUUGUGUGAGCCACUGCGUAAGUGUCUCAAAGAUGAAGACCCAUAUGUGAGGAAGACGGCUGCAGUUUGCGUCGCUAAACUUUAUGAUAUAUCCUCUAGCAUGGUUGAAGAUCAGGGAUUUUUAGAUCAACUGAAGGAUCUAUUGAGUGAUUCUAACCCGAUGGUAGUGGCCAAUGCUGUGGCUGCUCUUUCCGAGAUCAAUGAAGCCAGUGUGUCAGGGCACCCACUUGUUGAGAUGAACGCGCCGACGAUCAACAAGCUGCUGACGGCGCUGAACGAGUGCACGGAGUGGGGGCAGGUGUUCAUCCUGGACGCGCUGUCCAACUACGCGCCGAAGGACGCGCGCGAGGCGCACUCCAUCUGCGAGCGCAUCACGCCGCGCCUCGCGCACGCCAACGCCGCAGUCGUGCUCUCCGCUGUCAAGGUGCUGAUGAAGCUGAUGGAGAUGGUGAGCGAGGACGCGGAGCUGGUGGGCACGCUGUCGCGCAAGCUGGCGCCGCCGCUGGUGACGCUGCUGAGCGCGGAGCCCGAGGUGCAGUAUGUGGCGCUGCGCAACAUCAACCUCGUCGUGCAGAAGCGCCCAGACAUACUCAAACACGAAAUGAAGGUGUUCUUCGUGAAGUACAACGACCCUAUCUACGUGAAGCUGGAGAAGCUGGACAUCAUGAUCCGGCUGGCCUCGCAGGCCAACAUCGCGCAGGUGCUGGGCGAGCUGAAGGAGUACGCCACCGAGGUGGAUGUAGACUUCGUGAGGAAAGCCGUGCGUGCUAUCGGCAGGUGUGCUAUCAAGGUGGAGCCGUCAGCGGAGCGCUGCGUCUCGACAUUGCUGGAGCUGAUCCAAACGAAGGUGAACUACGUGGUACAGGAAGCCAUCGUCGUCAUCAAAGACAUCUUCCGCAAGUACCCCAACAAGUACGAGAGCAUCAUCAGCACCCUCUGCGAGAAUCUAGACACCCUGGAUGAACCUGAAGCCAGGGCAUCUAUGGUGUGGAUAGUGGGCGAGUACGCGGAGCGCAUCGACAACGCGGACGAGCUGCUCGACUCCUUCCUCGAGGGAUUCCACGAUGAAAACGCACAGGUGCAGCUGCAGCUGCUGACUGCGGUGGUGAAGCUGUUCCUGAAGCGGCCGGCCGACACGCAGGAGCUGGUGCAGCACGUGCUCAGCCUCGCCACGCAGGACUCCGACAACCCCGACCUCAGGGACCGCGGCUUCAUCUACUGGCGGCUGCUGUCGACGGACCCCGCGGCCGCCAAGGAGGUGGUGCUGGCCGACAAGCCGCUCAUCUCCGAGGAGACGGACCUGCUGGAGCCCACGCUGCUGGACGAGCUCAUCUGCCACAUCGCCUCGCUCGCCUCCGUCUACCACAAGCCGCCCACCGCCUUCGUUGAAGGUCGCGGCGCAGGCGUGCGCAAGUCUCUGCCGUCGCGCGGCGCCGCGCCCGAGGAGGCUCUGCCGCAGCAGCCCACUGUCAUACCUAACCAGGAAUCUUUGAUCGGCGACUUGCUGUCGAUGGACAUCUCAGGUCCGCCGGCCGCCGCGCCCGCCUCCAACAUCGACCUGCUCGCAGGCAACCUUGAUGUGCUGCUGGGUGGCGGACCGGAGCCAGCGGCGGCUGCGACGACGACAGGCCUGCUGGGAGACAUCUUCGGCGCCGCGGCCGCGCCCGCGUCAUAUGUGCCGCCCAAACAGUGCUGGCUGCCUGCUGACAAGGGGAAAGGUUUGGAGAUUUGGGGCACGUUUAGCCGGCAGAACGGGCAGCCGCGCAUGGAGAUGACCUUUACCAACAAGGCUAUGCAGGCCAUGACUGGCUUCGCUAUACAGCUCAACAAGAACAGUUUCGGCGUGUACCCCGGCGGCGCGCUGUCGGUGGGCGUGGUGUCGGCGGGCGGACGCAGCGAGGCCGCGCUGCCGCUCGCCGCCGCCGGGCCCGUGCAGCGCAUGGACCCACUCAACAACCUUCAAGUGGCGAUCAAGAACAACGUGGACGUGUUCUACUUCGCGUGCCUAAUACCCGCGCACGUGCUGUUCACGGAAGACGGCCAGCUCGACAAGCGCGUCUUCCUCACCACGUGGAAGGAGAUCCCCGCCGCCAACGAGGUGCAGCACACGCUCUCCAACGUGGUCGGCAACGCGGACACCAUCGCCCACAAGAUGACCCUCAACAACGUGUUCACCAUCGCCAAGAGGAACGUCGAGGGCCAGGAUAUGCUGUACCAGUCCCUCAAACUGAUCAACAACAUCUGGGUGCUGCUGGAACUGAAGCUGCAGCCUGGCAACCCCGAGGCCACGCUCAGCCUCAAGUCGCGCACUGUUGAGGUCGCCACAUGCAUAUUCCAAGCUUAUGAAGCUAUUAUCAAAUCGUAAUCUCUUAGACAACUCUAUGUUCAUUAUUUAUAUAUAUUGUUCUAAGUUUAUCGAGUUAUAUAAAAUGUAUUAUGUAAGUUAAUAAAGACUAUGACUGUAAAUUCCAUUAGCGUAUGAAUGUUUAUUAGAAGUAUGUUUGUAUUUCGUAGUCCGCGGCAUUAUUCCUUUUUCGAGGACUAUUUCGCUCACGCUGUUUAUGAAGUAAAAAUAAAUGUUAUUCCAGUA